This is a messenger RNA of Gastrolobium bilobum, 2199 nucleotides long. Its product is annotated as oligopeptide transporter 4-like. Gene Ontology annotation, biological process: transmembrane transport. The record is from RefSeq and is a predicted model, not a curated record. The coding region runs from base 1 to 2199 and encodes 732 amino acids. Gene Ontology annotation, molecular function: oligopeptide transmembrane transporter activity. NCBI's taxonomy places the organism in Eukaryota, Viridiplantae, Streptophyta, Magnoliopsida, Fabales, Fabaceae. The transcript has 6 exons.
AUGGCCUCCAUCGAAAUAGAGAGCGUCGAUGGCAGAGAAGCCAGCAAUGACGACGACGUUUCACCGAUCGAGCAGGUUCGGCUCAUCGUGUCCAACGAAGAUGACCCGACCCUACCGGUAUGGACCUUCCGUAUGUGGUUCCUGGGAAUUGUCUCGGUGGUGCUACUCUCUUUCUUGAACACAUUUUUCGGUUACAGGACCGAGCCUCUGUUGGUUACUAUGAUAUCAAUUCAGGUGGCCUCGCUUCCAAUUGGUCGAUUCAUGGAGAGAGUGCUUCCAACGAGGAGGUUUCGGGUCUUCGGGUUCGGAGAGUUCUCGCUUAACCCGGGCCCAUUUAACGUGAAGGAGCACGUGCUUAUUUCCAUAUUCGCAAAUGCGGGUGCUGCAUUUGGGAAUGGUUCUGCUUAUGCUCUCAGUAUUGUGGAUAUAAUUCGCGUCUUUUACGGUAGAAAGAUUAGUUUCUUGGCUAGCUGGCUCCUUGUCAUAACAACGCAGGUUUUGGGGUAUGGAUGGGCCGGGAUAUUGAGAAAGUACGUGGUGGAACCGGCGCAUAUGUGGUGGCCCUCAACACUAGUGCAAGUUUCUUUGUUCAGGGCUUUGCAUGAAAAAGACACGAACCGCAUGUCGCGAGGGAAAUUCUUUUUGAUUGCGCUUAUUUGCAGCUUCUCGUGGUACGUCGUUCCUGGCUACCUCUUUGCCACUUUAUCAAUCAUUUCGUGGGUGUGUUGGAUAUUUCCUCAUUCGGUAACAGCCCAUCAAAUUGGAUCAGGCAAGAAUGGACUUGGUUUGGGUUCCUUUUCACUUGACUGGACCACUAUAGCUGCAUUCCUUGGCAAUCCACUUGUUACCCCCUUCUUUGCAACAGCUAAUAUCAUUGUGGGCUACAUCUUAUUAAUCUAUAUACUCAUUCCCAUAUCAUAUUGGGGACUUAAUGUAUAUAAUGCCAAGAACUUCCCCAUAUACUCUUCAAAACUAUUCACUGCCCAAGGUCAUAGAUACAAUGUGACAGCCAUUGUGAAUGAAAAGUUUGAGAUAGAUAUGCAGGCAUACGAGAAACAAGGACGCGUCAACAUGAGUGUGUUCUUUGCUGUUAGCUAUGGUGUUGGUUUUGCUGCCAUUGUCUCUUCCCUCACUCAUGUGGCCUUAUUUAAUGGGAGGGAGAUAUAUCAACAAUUCCGAUCUUCUCGAUCUGGAAAGGAAGACAUUCACACGAGAUUGAUGAAGAAGUACGAGGACAUACCUAACUGGUGGUUUCAUGUGAUGCUUUUGGCUUCAUUUCUACUUGCACUUGUACUCUGUAUUUUCAUGAAAGAACAGAUACAAAUGCCUUGGUGGGCUCUCAUAUUUGCAGCUGCGCUUGCAGUAACUUUUACUCUUCCCGUCAGCAUCAUAACGGCCACUACUAAUCAGACUCCAGGUUUAAAUAUCAUUACGGAAUACAUAAUGGGAGUGAUUUUACCUGGCAGACCAAUAGCCAACGUUUGUUUCAAAACCUAUGGGUACAUGAGUAUGUCACAGGCUGUUUCCUUUCUAUCUGAUUUCAAGCUUGGACAUUACAUGAAGGUCCCGCCACGGUCAAUGUUCAUAGUUCAGGCUGUAGGGACUCUGAUAGCUGGAACCGUCGAUGUGGGCGUCGCAUGGUGGUUGCUGGGUACAAUCAAGAAUAUAUGUCACGAAGAACUACUACCCCCAGAGAGUCCAUGGACUUGCCCGGGUGACCAAGUCUUCUUUGAUGCAUCCGUCAUAUGGGGUUUGGUUGGUCCAAAAAGAAUUUUUGGCAUUCUUGGGAAUUACUCAAAACUCAAUUGGUUCUUCCUUAUAGGAGCAUUGGGACCACUAAUUGUAUGGCUACUACAUAAAGCCUUUCCCAAACAGAAAUGGAUAUCCUUAAUUCACCUUCCUGUACUUCUUGGCGCAACUGGGAACAUGCCACCAGCUAGCACAGUGAACUUCAAUUCAUGGAUUAUUGCUGCCACAAUCUUUAACUAUUUUAUAUUCAAACAUCGUAAGAAGUGGUGGCAGCGAUACAAUUAUGUACUAGCAGCAGCUUUAGACGCUGGAUUGGCUUUCAUGACGGUUCUUCUCUAUUUUGCCGUUAACAUGGAGGAAAAAAGUCUAUCCUGGUGGGGACAAGAUGAACACUGUGCCCUUGCCAAAUGUCCAACAGCGAAAGGCAUAAUUGCUGAAGGGUGUCCUUAG